Molecule: messenger RNA, 1338 nt
Organism: Theileria orientalis strain Shintoku
Lineage: Eukaryota; Apicomplexa; Aconoidasida; Piroplasmida; Theileriidae
Exons: 1
Coding region: 1-1338 (445 amino acids)
Biological process (GO): proteasome-mediated ubiquitin-dependent protein catabolic process
Cellular component (GO): nucleus; cytoplasm; GID complex
Molecular function (GO): ubiquitin protein ligase activity
Source: RefSeq, a predicted model, not a curated record
AUGGACGGUCAGGAUAAGCCGCAAAAUAAGCCGGAGCAAAACUUGGCAAAAACAAACUUGGAAAAUCCACCAAAUAGAAUCGGUGAGACAGUGAACAUUGUGGACCGUUCUUUAGUGUCCGUGCCUUAUGAGCUCUUGUCUUCUAAUAUCAAAGACAUAGAGUAUUUGUUGGAAAAAAAGUUGCUGAUAGUAACAACGUAUUUGAUAAAGAAAAUAGUAAACAUAGAAGACAAAACACUGUUAAAGGAGAAGAUCUUAAGGGCCCUGGAACGUUUGCAGGAGAUUAAGGGGCAAAUAAAGAAGAUAGACCACGAUAUGGAGUGCCAAAUGGUUAACUUGUACACGAGACUGAAUGAACUAAAAAAUGAACCAGAUCUGUAUAUUAAUCAAAUAAGCUCAAAUUUCACAUUUGAUACGUACAGGAAGCGAGUGUCGUGGAUUCUGGCGGAGUACCUCUCGAGGAAGUCGUUCAAUAACACGCUGGAAAUAUUCGUGGAGGAGGAGAACAUUGAAAAGUUCGUGGACGUCGACGUGCACCUAAAUUGCAAUAAGAUCAUCAGCGACUUGGAAAAACACGACCUGAACUCAGCACUGGUCUGGGCAGAAGAAAACAGAAACAGCCUGGCAAAAAUCAACUCGACGCUGCUGUAUGAACUGAGGCUGCAGAAGAUCAUCUCGAUGCUCAAGUCAGGGACGCUGAGCCAAGUACUGGAGACUAUAAACCAAUUCGUGACGAACGACGUGCUGGAAAAGUGCCCAGACGCAAGAAAAAUAAUCACUGCAGCAAUCUUUUACACGAAAGAGGACCUGGGAGAGGGAGAUAAGCAAAACGGUGCACCAAACAACACGAACACACAGGGGUCGUCGGCCGGAGGAGCAAACACAGCGGAAAUAAUGGACAAAAGAUACAGCUACCUCAUGAGCGAGGAGAGAUGGAACAAAAUAAACCAGGAGUUCAGCAAGGCGAUCUCAAAAAUAUACGGAUUCAGAGAAAAGGCUAUUCUGGAGGACCUGAUACAGGCGGGCUUCAGCGCAAUCAAGUCGAAGGGCUGCCGAGAUUACAAGAAUCCGACAUGCCCAGCGUGCCUCCCGGAGUGGUCAACGUACGUGGAGCGGAUCCCGACGCUGCACAAACUCCAGUCGAUCUUGAUAUGCCCAAUCACGGGGACAAUAAUGGACUACUCAAACCCGCCGCUGGCCUCGCCGGACGGGUACGUCAUUUCAAAGAACGCCCUCAAGUUCCUGAAUCGCAACAACAACAAUGACGACUACAUAAUAUGCCCCAAAACCAACAAAACGAUACACAUUUCGGACUUUAAGAAAAUUUUCAUCACAUGA